AUGGCCGAUGUCGACCACGAGGUCGUGAUCGCCGCCGAUUAUUUGAGCACUGCUUCCUCGACCACUAGUCUCAGUAGCUCCAUCCUCCAACACCGACUCGAAAACGGAAGAACCUACCACCGAUACAAAGACGGAAACUUUCAACACGACAUCUUCGUCUACACUGUUGAUGACAGACUUGGCCUGGCCCCGCCAUGCAAUGAGGACGCCAAGGUUGGCCGGGUUCUCGACGUUGGAACCGGUACCGGCAGUUGGGCCAUUGACUUUGGUGACCUACACCCCGAGGCUGAGGUCAUAGGCGUUGACCUCUCGCCUGUCCGAGCAGAUUUCGUGCCUCCUAACGUGCGAUUUGAGGUUGACGAUGUUGAUGAAGAGUGGACAUACUCGCUUCCAUUCGAAUAUAUCCACAGCCGCUUCAUGACGGCAAGCAUUGGCAACUGGAAAGAGUAUAUCAAGAAAUGUUUUGACAACCUCACUCCCGGUGGAUAUCUUGAGCUCCAGGACGCUGAUAUCAUGCCACGAUCUGACGAUAACCUCCUGCCCAAAGACGCCCCUAUCAUUCAGUUCGCCAAUCUGCUCAAAGAGGUCUCUGCAAAGCUUGGCCGCGAGUAUGUUGAGGUGGCGUCGCUAAAGAACGUGAUGAUUGAGGCUGGUUUCAUUGACGUCGAGAUGCGGAUGUACAAGUGGCCUCAUAAUGAAUGGCCGAAAGAUUCGAGGUACAACAGCGCCCCGUUUGAUCUGCUCUCUUAUCAUCAUUUAUCCCGGCCGGACGUGUCUCGUACUAAACUCGGAUUCUGGACCCAGGAGAACUUCGGCUCUGCCCUCGAGGCCAUCUGCAUGGCGCCGCUUACUCGUGUUCUUGGAUGGACCCGUGACGAGGUCAACAUCUUCCUCAUUGACGUUCGCAAGGAUCUGAAGAACAAGAGUUACCAUGCCUACUGUCCUGUCUACUGUAUCGUCGGGCGCAAGCCCGAGAAGUAA
This is a messenger RNA of Colletotrichum spaethianum, 981 nucleotides long. RefSeq names its product putative methyltransferase tdiE. The record is from RefSeq and is a predicted model, not a curated record. Gene Ontology annotation, molecular function: methyltransferase activity. NCBI's taxonomy places the organism in Eukaryota, Fungi, Ascomycota, Sordariomycetes, Glomerellales, Glomerellaceae. The coding region runs from base 1 to 981 and encodes 326 amino acids. The transcript has 8 exons.